Molecule: messenger RNA, 834 nt
Organism: Cladophialophora yegresii CBS 114405
Lineage: Eukaryota; Fungi; Ascomycota; Eurotiomycetes; Chaetothyriales; Herpotrichiellaceae
Exons: 2
Coding region: 1-834 (277 amino acids)
Source: RefSeq, a predicted model, not a curated record
AUGUCGGGCACAUUGCUCGGGCUGGCUCCACAUACAGACUCUCUGGCUCGCCUGGCCUCAACUCCGUUCCUUGCACAAUUAAAAGAGCGAGAUCUGGCCAAAAACAAAAUAUGGUCUGCCACACUGCUGGAUGGUGAGACCGGCAUUCUCAGCAUCGGUGGCACGAUCGCGAAGGAAUUCGAAGAGGCAAAGAUACGAGGGGAGAUCGAGCUGAAGCACCUCGGAGACCCGCUGGUCACGACGGAUUGGGUGGACGAGCAGGUGAACGCCAAAUUGACCUUUCUUAUACCGCCUGACGCCUCAUGGGACAAACACUUCAAGUGGACUGAGGUGCAGGGGGCGGCGGGAUGGUGGACGGCUCUGAUGAAGGGCGUUUGGAUCAACGGCGCAAAGAUUCUCAAAAAUCAACCUGUCAUCUUCGAUAUCAACACGCCCUUCAUCCUCGCCCCGCCAAUCGCAGCCAGACGUUUCUACGAAUCCAUUGGGGGCACAAAGCGAUUACCACCACCUUACGACAACUUCUUCGCCUUUCCGUGCCUGAACCGAGCAAACAUCGCUCUUGAGAUCGGUGGGUGGAACUUUCCUACCAUGCAUGGCGAGGGCACGUCGGCGGAUGCACUGUACGGCCCUGCAGGCGGAAGGUUCAGCCUAGGUAAAAUGGCAGACGGGACAGGGUACUGCGUGGGCAGCGUGGUGGAAACGAGGAUGGGACUGAAAGAGCAAGGGAUGGACAGCGGAAUGAAGAAUAUGUGGGUGCUUGGGGAGCCUUUUUUCAGAGGGUUAGGAGUGGUUUUUGAUGUGGACGGAGGAAGGGUGGGUGUAAGGACUUAUUGA